GAAUGUGGGUGGCUGGAGGUGCAGUCCAAUUGCUUCGGAAAAGUCGUGCUUUGAACAAUACACUAAGCCCCAAGACGUAAUGUAACCGACUGAAAGGUGUCAGAUAUUUUUGGGCAAGAAUCCGUUCUCGCUUCUGCUACGAGUCGUUUGGGUGCUCGUUGAAACUUCGAGGCCUGCUGUGUUAGCCUAGCCUCGUUUAGCAGCUAACAAAAAAGAACAAACAACUUGCCUGGGAUAAACACGUCACCUAACAAGUCAACAUCAAGUCCCAAAAUGUCAGAUAUCAGUCAAGCGCAUCAUCCAGAAUGCUUGGAGUCUGCUCGCAUGGAGGUAGCUGAAGAGUCGCCAUACAUCAUAAAGCUGGAGGAAGAAUUUGUCCACAUUAAAGAGGAGCAGGAGAAGUAUUUCAUUAGAGAGGAGAACCCUCACAUUGAGGAGCAGCAGCAACCUCAUCCCCUCAAAAAGGAGGAGGAGGGUCCUCCAUAUGUUAAAGUGGAGGUGGUGAACAUCCCCAAGUGGACAACUGAGCCGUUAAAGGAUAAAGAUGGAGGUCCAAGUGAGGCCAGCAGAGGGAAGGAGCCUCCGAAUGGCAGCAGCAGCAGAUCAAAAGAAGGGUCCCAAGCAGACAACCUCAUCGCUCGACCAUCAGAGAGUGACGACUUCACAUCACACUCGCUGUUCUAUCUAUAUGUCAGCCAUGCCCAUCGUCUUGAGCACCAGGAGUCUGCAUGCGUCAAGGGGGAGGUGGAAGAGUCGCCAUGCAUCAAGGAGGAAGAGUCCGUUCACAUUAAAGGAUUCAGAAAGUAUCUUGAUGCUGAGCCAGAAUCUCCUGGCAUUAAAGAGGAUGUGGAGCUCCCCCAAAUCAAAGAGGAGGAGGAGCCUGAGCCCUGUCAACAGGAGAGAGAAGAACACCUUCCAAUCAAAAAGGAGGAGGAGGAGGAGCUGCCAUAUGGUAAAGAGGAGUUAAACGAGGUGCAUAUCACCAGGUUGACUGGUGAAUCCUUGAAGAGUGAAGAUGGUCCAAGUGAGGCCAGCAGAGGGGCGGAGUCUCCAAGCGAGGGGAGUAGCAGCAGUUCAACAGAAGGGUUGCAAGCAGACAUUGCUCCAUCAGACAGAGAUGGCGCCAAGGUACACUUACCUUACAAUGAUGACUGUCAUAAGACAUCUCACGGUGACAAUAAACUCCGCAAAUGCUCUCAGUGUGGGAAAACCUUUGCUACUAAGCAAAGUUGUCGUAGGCAUAUGAGGAUCCACACUGGCGAAAAACCUUUUUCCUGCUCAGUUUGUGAUCAAAGAUUCACUUAUCAGUGUGCCUUAAAUCGACACACAAGAACCCACACUGGCGAAAAACCUUUUUCCUGCCCAGUUUGUGGAAAAGGAUUCUGGUCAAAGAGAGAACUAAUAAGUCACACAAGAACCCACACUGGAGAAAAACCUUUUUCCUGCUCAGUUUGUGAUCAAAGAUUCAAUCAUCAGUGUGCCUUAAAUCGACACACAAGAACGCACACUGGCGAAAAACCUUUUUCCUGCUCAGUUUGUAGAAAAGGAUUCUUGUCAAAGGGAGAACUAAUAAUUCACACAAGAACCCACACUGGAGAAAAACCUUUUUCCUGCUCAGUUUGUGGUCACAGAUUUGCUCACAAGCAAACAUUAAAACGACACACAAGAAACCACACUGGCGAAAAACCUUUUUCCUGCUCAGUUUGUGAUCAAAGAUUUGCUCAGAAGCAAUCCUUAAAACGACACACAAGAACUCACACUGGCGAAAAACCUUUUUCCUGCUCAGUUUGUGGAAAAGGAUUCUCUACGAAGGAAGAACUAAUAAUUCACACAAGAACCCACACAGGAGAAAAACCUUUUUCCUGCACGGUUUGUGAUCAAAGAUUUCCUCGGAAGCAACACUUAAAAAGACACACAAGAACCCACACUGGCGAAAAACCUUUUUCCUGCUCAGUUUGUGGAAAAGGACUCUCUUCAAAGGUAGAACUAAUAAUUCACACAAGAACCCACACUGGAGAAAAACCUUUUUCCUGCGCGGUUUGUGAUAAAAGAUUUCCUGGGAAGGUAUACUUAAAACGACACACAAGAACCCACACUGGCAAAAAAUCUUUUUCCUGCUCCAUUUGUGGUCUAGGAUUCGCACAUAAAACAACCUUACAAACUCACGAAAGAAUCCACACUGGUGAAAAACCUUGUUCCUGCUCUGUUUGUGGUCAAAGAUUUGCGCAGAAGGAUUGGAUAAAGAGACACGUGUGUCUUGGUGUGGGAAGCAGUCGCUAUUGACUGUUUUGCCUGUCAUCCGUGCUGGCUUUAUGAGAUUUUGCAUGCCAGACGAUUGUAUUCCGUUGAGGUUUCUUAAAUUCUGUUGAGGAUUGGCACUUUUGGCACCUUGCUUUGUCUAAUUGUUGUAUGAUGUGCAUCCACCCUAUUGCCAAAACCUCACCUGUUGAACUCUCUCAAGUUAAGUAGCAUUUUUUGUAUAAUACUCUCCCUUUUAAACUGUACUUUUCACAUAUAUUAUUUGAAACGACAGACCCCAAAUUCUUAAAAUUCAAAAUCAUACAUAAUUAAUGUCAUUAAAUAAAUAUGGAAAAUUCGGAUAUAUUGUUCAAUUUUGCAAAAUAAUAAUAAAAGAAGUACUGGCUCACAAAUUAGUUUUCUGCGGUGGGAUUAAUGUAUAUUGUGUUGAAUUGUGGUAUAUAUAUAAAUUUGCCUUGCCUUGCCUAUAUUUCAUUUCUAAAAAACUCUAUUACAUUCCUACUCGUGAUUGACAGAGGCAUGUUACAACAGAGUAUGAGGGCCUCAUAAAGGGUGUUGGGGAGAAAAUAAAAUGUUUUGGUGCAUCAUUUUUGUUAAAAAAAAUUAAUAAUCACUGUAAUACAUAAAAUGCACCAAAAAAAUAUAUUUAACUUUAGACACUAAAUUUAUGUUGAAAAUGUUUGUGUUUGUUAAUAACAUGGUCACCACCUGACACCUUGCUUGCUACAAGGGGCACGUUGAAUAAGGCGCUAUUGGAACGGAAAAGUUCACUGUUGACAGAGGAGGCGUAAACAGUGACAUUUUCUAAAAUUCAAUUGAAGG
Molecule: messenger RNA, 3081 nt
Organism: Corythoichthys intestinalis (scribbled pipefish)
Lineage: Eukaryota; Metazoa; Chordata; Actinopteri; Syngnathiformes; Syngnathidae
Product: oocyte zinc finger protein XlCOF6-like
Exons: 4
Coding region: 274-2283 (669 amino acids)
Biological process (GO): regulation of transcription by RNA polymerase II
Cellular component (GO): chromosome
Molecular function (GO): chromatin insulator sequence binding
Source: RefSeq, a predicted model, not a curated record